AUGUGUGUUACUACAAAACAAGCGGUUGUAAUUAUAGCACUUUUAUGGAUGUGUGGAGGAAUAGUUGGCGCUGUUCAGAAUUAUAUGCUCCUUUCUGAUCCUUACUUGUACGAGAUUGGAUCAACGGGUCAUAUUGCUUUAGUUAUAAAUUGUUUAACAGUUGCCAUAACUCUUUUUGGAUUAUUCGCUGUCAACUGCGGGCAGGAAUCAGUACAAUCAUUAAAAAUUUUUUCUGGACUUUUUAUUUUGGCCGUAAUUCUUCAUCUUAUAUAUGCCAUUUAUUUUAUCAUCGUUGUUUCUUCAAACGGCAUUCUGGGAUCUUACCCGGGCAUUACAAUUUAUCUAUUUGUUGGACCUUUGAUUGGGGCUUAUUUUGCCAAGAUUAUUGCUGAUUAUACUAAAAUUGUUGAACUUAGACAACAAAACGUUCAAACACCUGGAAGAGUUGAAGCUUCUAAUACAACAAAUAAUCAAGUUGUUAAUCAACUUUAA
Messenger RNA from Cetraspora pellucida, 492 nucleotides. The record is from the annotation of a GenBank genome assembly. NCBI's taxonomy places the organism in Eukaryota, Fungi, Glomeromycota, Glomeromycetes, Diversisporales, Gigasporaceae.